AUAGAAGCCAAGCUUUAAAGUAAGUGAACCAUGUGCGCCUCAUUUAUUUUUAAAAGAAACCUCUGAGAAGAGCUUAGAACAAUUUUUUCCCCCCGAGUGCCAUUUCCCAAAGGUACUCACAGAACAAUAAGGUGUGACUGGAAUGGCUGCACUGAGUUGUCUUUUGGACAGUGUCAGAAGGGACAUCAAGAAGGUGGACAGAGAACUGAGGCAGCUGAGAUGCAUCGACGAGCUGAGCGCACGCUGCCUGUGCGACCUGUACAUGCACCCGUACUGCUGCUGCGACCUGCACCCCUACCCCUACUGCCUCUGCUACUCCAAGCGAGCGCGCUCCUGCGGCCUGUGCGACCUCUACCCGUGCUGCCUGUGUGACGUUAAGCUUUACUGUCUUCGCCCGUCUCUCAGAAGUUUGGAGAGGAAAGCCAUUAGAGCCAUAGAGGACGAGAAGAGAGAGCUUGCCAAACUGAGAAGAACGACAAAUAGAAUUCUGGCCUCCUCUUGCUGUAGUAGUAACAUUUUAGGAUCGGUGAACGUGUGCGGCUUCGAACCGGAUCAAGUCAAGGUUCGCGUGAAGGACGGAAAGGUGUGUGUGUCGGCCGAGCGCGAGAACAGAUACGACUGCCUGGGGUCGAAAAAAUACAGCUACAUGAACAUCUGCAAAGAGUUCAGCUUGCCCCCGUGCGUGGACGAGAAGGACGUGACGUACUCCUACGGGCUCGGCAGCUGCGUCAAGAUCGAGUCUCCCUGCUACCCUUGCACGUCUCCCUGUAACCCCUGUAGCCCCUGUAGCCCCUGUAGCCCCUGCAGCCCCUGUAGCCCCUGUAACCCCUGUAACCCCUGCGGCCCCUGUAACCCCUGUAACCCCUGUGACCCCUGUAACCCCUGUUAUCCUUGUGGGAGCCGGUUUUCCUGUAGGAAGAUGAUCUUGUAAAGUGUAGGAACCUAGGACUUAUAGAAGUCAUGUAUCCAGCCAGGCAGCUCUUCCAGUGUUUCUCUCCCCCUUCCCAUGGCCCGUGUUAUUCGAGAACAUAGGAGACUGAAUACAUAACAGCAAC
Cervus elaphus (red deer) is the source of this 1055-nucleotide messenger RNA. It is a transcript of the gene ODF1, whose product is annotated as outer dense fiber of sperm tails 1. Gene Ontology annotation, cellular component: outer dense fiber. Bases 143 to 931 code for a protein of 262 amino acids. NCBI's taxonomy places the organism in Eukaryota, Metazoa, Chordata, Mammalia, Artiodactyla, Cervidae. The record is from RefSeq and is a predicted model, not a curated record. The transcript has 2 exons.